UACGGCAUUUACUUCAGCUCUGCAUUCGGCAUUCUUUUUAUAUUCUCACUGUCGCACAAUUAAAUCAAUCUGAAUAAACUUAUUCCUCAUUUUCAGCGAAACUAGACGGCGUUAAGACGUACAUGCGAAUGCGAAGGGUGCCGAACCACUUGCAGGUCAAGGUGAUCAAGUGGUUUGACUAUCUGUGGUUGACCCAGAAGUGUUCCGACGAAGAAAAGGCAGUUAGUUGUUUACCAGAUAAACUGAAAGCUGAAAUGGCGAUAAACGUUCAUUUGGACACCUUAAAGAGAGUUGAAAUAUUCCAAAAUACAGAAGCAGGCUUCCUCUGUGAGUUGGUGCUGAGAUUACGACCCGUCCUUUUCUCACCCGGUGAUUAUAUUUGCCGCAAAGGUGAGGUGGGAAAGGAAAUGUACAUAGUGAACAGAGGUCGCCUACAGGUGGUAGCAGACAACGGAAAGACCGUCCUAGCGACGCUCAAGGCGGGUUCCUACUUCGGAGAAAUCAGCAUCCUCAAUAUGGGGACUGCAGGUAAAGAGUGCGGUAACCGGAGAACAGCUAGCGUUCGUUCCGUCGGAUACUCGGACCUGUUCGUGCUGAGUAAAAAGGACAUGUGGGACGUCCUGAAGGAGUAUCCAGCGGCCAGGGUACGACUGGAAGCAAUCGCCGUAAAAAGACUUGAGAAAUAUAAGAGGGCACCGCUUGAAAAAGCGGCCAUGGGUAGGUGCCAAAGCACACCCGGUUUGGUGGAGUCGCGGGGUCGGAUCCCCCUCGAGGAGAUGUGGGUCUCGGCGGUGGAAGCGCGGAAUCAGGUGCCGAUCCUCGCGUCGGGGGUGCCGGUAGCGAUGGUGGCGACAUCUAAGACGGCGACGCAUUCGUUCUUCUCUCCCUUGCCGAGUCCAGUCGCAUCGCGUUGCCAGCAAAGUAGCCAGGGCAGCGGCACAAACGCUGUGGCCGCUAACAACAACAACAAUAACAACAGUAACAAUAAUAAUAAUAACAGCAAUACCAAGAGCAUGGAGAACUAUAUGAGCGCAACCAGCAGCGGACACAGCAACGAGGAUCAGAACCAGAGGCCGCCCAUUACCGGCGCAUCCCUCCAACACUUCAGUGGAAAACAAUCCUCGCCAUCCGGCACAACCUGCAACAGCACGACUCCGCUGGUGCAGUGUGAGGGUGCUGCGCCACUUCUGGGAACGCACGAGGCACUCCUCGCCGAGAUAAAACGUCUCCGUGAGCGCCUGGUGACACUGGAAACGGAAAACGCGGCGAUGAGCGUAAAGCUGAACCAGCAGCAGUGGGAGGUGGAACACAGACUGGCCGAAAUCGAGAUGCAGAUAUGCGGCGCGAAGGGAAAGAGUUUUUCCGCGAAUUCAAGUAUCCACACCACGCGAGUGAUCCUCGCUCAUUGAGUCUCUCUGUCUCUCUCUUUCGUUUUUCUAGGCUGGCCGUUCUUAUUGCGAGGUUCGCACGCGAUAAUUAGAGCUUUACAUAUAUAUAUAUAUAAUAUAUAUACACAUACCUAGUUUUACUCAUUUUAAAACAAUAUCAAAAUAGAAGAUUGCAGGGGCGAGUAAUAAGUAGAUACAUACCUACAUAUUAUUUUGUUAUUCCUAGUUGUUUUUAUUUUUUUUAUUUUUAUAUUAUGAUACGUUAUAAUAACAGUGAAACACAUUUAAUAUGAAAAACGAAUAAUAAUAAAGGUGAUGAUAAUAAAGUAUGCCUCAUAUCAUACAAUAAUAACAUGCAUGAUGAAAGUAUAUAUUGGGCCAGUAAAUUGUGUGUAUAUCAAAUGAAUGAAUCAACGAUAUAAUAACGUUAAUUUCAUCAUCUUCAAUUAACCCUUCGUAAGGCGCGUCAGCUUUCGUAGCGCCAAUAAACGCGUGGGGUCUUUGAAAAUCCCAUUUUGUUAACGCUAUAUUUUCAUCCGGAAUAUGAAGAAAAGGUUUUAUUCUGAAAAUUAUAUUUGUCUAUGCAUCUGACAAUAAGAAUUUACGCGUUGCAUAUUUAAAAUUCAUUGCUAAUCAUGAAUAAACAAUAUUUCCUUGCAUAAAAAUGGUUCAUUUGAGCAUAGUUGCUCAGAUGAAUACAUAAACAAACAAAAUGAUGUAUGGCGCAAAAUUUUUUAAGAAAUAAGUACAGUUUUUAUUGACUGAUAAAAAAGAACUAAAAUCUUCAACUUUCGUUAAAACUUCUGUUGACAGAAACAAAGAAAUGGCCUUGGGUUUAGUUCUCUACCACAGAUAAUACUUGUUUCCGCUGUACAAAACGAUCAGACCCCGACGGAGUUUAAUCACUUAUCGCUGUGAAAUAAAUUGCGAAAACAGCGCGGCAACAGAGGCAAUUUAUUGGAAUAUUCCUGGAACAUACUGACAAAAAUUUUUGUAUCAGGUGAGAAAAAAAUAAAAGGCUCAGAGUCUCUACAGCCCCCACGUGCCUCACGAAGGGUUAAAAAGACAGAUUUUAUACGAUAAGAGAUGAGUUUUAUUACAAUUUACUACCACUUAUCACAAACACUCAGUAUACUUCAUAAAUCACAUAAGUAUACCUAUGGUUAUCAGAGAACGGCUGGAAAAGUCGAUUGAUCUAAACUUAUUAUUAUUAUUAUUAUUAUUAUUAUUAUUACUGUCAAUAUUAUUAAAAUUACUACUGUAUACAAUAGCCUGUAUAAAAUCGGUUAACCUUAUCAAAUAUUGGACAUCGAUAUCGUGCAGAUAAAUGUUGUUUACUGAAUACAGAAUCUGUAUUUUUUUCUCUCUACGCAAAAUUAUAGCAUACUUGAUGCUUACGUACGAUGAAAUUCAUCUCUUUCUCCCUCUCUCUCUCUCUUUCUCUCUCUCUCUCUCUCUAUAUCUGUAAUACAUUGUUUUAUUGUUUUUCCAAAGACAAGCCAAAGCAUAAUAUGAAAUCAAUCAAUUAAUAAAUCAAUCAAUCUGUCUCUCUCUCUCUCUUACCCCCUGUCAUUCUCUUUGAUCUCUUGCAAGACGUAGUUGGAGAUGUACAAUAAACUAAUUAAUUAUAUCACGUGAAUUUUGCGGAAAAGUGAGUGUGUAUGCGGGUACUCAGGAAAUAAAUAACGAAACGAAUAAAAUUUAUAAGUAAACAAAAUAGAUAAAUGAUUAAAUAAAUUG
Neodiprion virginianus is the source of this 3128-nucleotide messenger RNA. Its product is annotated as probable basic-leucine zipper transcription factor Q. Gene Ontology annotation, cellular component: intracellular cyclic nucleotide activated cation channel complex; plasma membrane. The transcript has 7 exons. Lineage: Eukaryota; Metazoa; Arthropoda; Insecta; Hymenoptera; Diprionidae. Gene Ontology annotation, molecular function: protein-containing complex binding; intracellularly cGMP-activated cation channel activity; intracellularly cAMP-activated cation channel activity. The coding region runs from base 123 to 1409 and encodes 428 amino acids. The record is from RefSeq and is a predicted model, not a curated record. Gene Ontology annotation, biological process: monoatomic cation transmembrane transport.